Molecule: messenger RNA, 1619 nt
Organism: Paramecium octaurelia
Lineage: Eukaryota; Ciliophora; Oligohymenophorea; Peniculida; Parameciidae
Source: the annotation of a GenBank genome assembly
AUGAAUUAAUCUCAAAUAUAAACGAAUCACAAAUCAAUAAAAAAAGAUUCAGGGGAGAAUAGUAAUAAAUUAUCAAGUGGGUCGAUUGUGGCAACAAAAUUUAGAUUGAUAGAUAAAGUAGGUUAAGGCAGUUUUGGAAUGAUUUUUAAGACAGAGAAUACGGAGACUGGGGAAAUAUUUGCGACUAAAUUUGAGAAGAGAGAAGAAAAUUCAAAUGGGGCAGUUAGUUUGUUAGUGAGGGAAAUAAAGGUAUUGAUUGAGGUGCAAGAUUUUGAGGGUAUAAUGAUAUAAUAAAUUUGAUAGGAUUUCCUUAGAUUGUAUUUUAUGGAAGGGAUGAACAAUAUAAUUAUUUCAUGCAAACGUAUCUGGGAUACAAUUUGGAAUAAUUAUUAAAGAGAUGCAAUUACAAAUUUAGCAUUUAGACUGUUUUAAGGAUUGGAAUUAUAUUAAUUGAGAGACUUAAGAUGUUGCAUUCAAAAAACCUAAUUCAUAGAGAUUUAAAGCCUGAUAAUAUGUGUAUAGGGUAUGAUGAUAUCGAUUAGAUAUAUUUAAUCGAUUUUGGUUUGGCCAAGUACUAUAGAAAUUCCUAGGGUGAUCAUAUACCCUAAAAUGAGAGAAGGGGAAUGAUUGGGACAGCUAGAUAUGCAAGUCUAACAGCACAUUUAGGUGAAUUAUGAAUUCUAAUUUGAAGGAAAGGAGCAAUCUCGAAAAGAUGAUAUUGAGAGUCUGGGAUAUGUAUUAGUCUAUCUGGCUAAAGGUCGUCUUCCAUGGAUGAAUCUAAACACUUCAACAAAGUCAGAGAAGUAUUAAAAAAUUAAAGAAUUUAAACAAUAAAUCACUUUAGAGAAGUUAUGUGAAGGAUUGCCGAAAGUUUAACGUCAUAUUCAUCAUAUAAGUGUUUCUUGAAUCUAUUUAUCUAUGCACGUGGCCUUGAUUUUUAAGGAGAACCAGAAUAUUCGUUUCUAAAAGAUCAAUUUUAGAAAUAAUAUUAAAUUGAGGUAUAAUCCUCAUAGAACCAUGUUCCAUUGGAUUUCGAGUGGGAGCGGUUACCUGAACUCAAAAAACGAAAACAAAGGGUUAUAGCAAAUCUUUUGAAAUAAAAACUAGGUACGUGUUUCUAAUUGUAUAAGAAAAAUAAACUGAAGUUAAGCCUGAAUUGGACAUUAAGAAAAGUUACGAUGAAAAACCUGAAUAAAGAGGAAGUUCUUUUCUAAAUGUGCCUGUCUAAGAAAAUGAGUAAUAAUAAUAGCUUUCCCCUGAAAAAAAUAAACAAAGCAGAGUAAGGAUAACAGUAUUAUUAAAUCUAGAGAUGUAGUUAGAAUAUAUCUAGCAUGGGUACUAGUUAAAUCAACAAUUAUCAUUACUAAAGUUAGAAAGAGAAUUUUAGAAAGUUUGCUUUUGAAAAACGAGAGCAAUCUUAUUUUUCGAUUGAAAAAAAAGAGUAGACAUAAAAGAACUUCUUAAAGUAAACAUCAACUAAAGCCGAACGUCAAUAAGCAUUAUAGGAUAUAGAUAAUGAUUAUAGAGAUUUUGAUGAUCUAGAUUAAUUGGCAGAUGAGGAAACCAAUAUUGCCAUUUUUAAUAUUACUCCUCAUUUAUCAAGGAGAAAGUUUUAAUGA